This is a messenger RNA of Oldenlandia corymbosa var. corymbosa, 474 nucleotides long. The record is from the annotation of a GenBank genome assembly. NCBI's taxonomy places the organism in Eukaryota, Viridiplantae, Streptophyta, Magnoliopsida, Gentianales, Rubiaceae.
AUGGGGAUAAGUGAGAAGCAAGAAGCAUUGGUGAAGGAAUCAUGGGAGCUUAUGAAGCAAAAUGUUCCUCAACUCAGUCUCCGUUUCUUUACCUUGAUACUGGAGAUAGCACCAGCAGCUAAGGGGAUGUUCUCAUUUCUCAAGGACACAGAUGAAAUUCCAGAGAACAAUCCAAAGCUCAAAGCACAUGCUGUCAGAGUUUUCAAAAUGACUUGCGAAUCAGCAGUGCAGCUCCGGGAAAAAGGAGAAGUGGUGGUUGGGGAUACUACUCUCAAGUAUUUGGGAUCCGUCCAUGUAAAGAAAGGAGUCAUCGACCCUCAUUUUGAGGUUGUCAAAGAAGCUUUGCUAAGAACAAUCAAAGAGGCAAUGGGGGAAAGCUGGAGUCAGGAAAUGAAUGACGCCUGGGGAGAAGCCUAUGAUCAUUUGGCCUCCGCGAUUAAGGCUGAAAUGCACGCUGAAGUUGCUUCCGCUUGA